AUGGCGCCCAUGGCCAUGGCAACCAGAGCCAUCGUGUGCCGCAGCCCGCAAAACGGUAAGCGACAGUGGGGGAUUGAGAAUGUCGAGGUCGAUUAUCCAGAAGCAGAUGAAGUCCUCGUGAGAAUUGUGGCCAGCGGCGUCUGCCACACAGACCUUGGGUGUGGUUCUCAUCCAGAUGGCGUGGGAUUUCCAACCCCUCCCUAUCCAAGAGUGCUUGGGCACGAAGGGGCUGGCUAUGUCGAGAAGAUUGGAAGCAGUGUGUCAACAGUCAAGCCUGGCGACGCAGUUCUCCUUUCUUUCGCCUUCUGUCGAGAAUGUCAUAACUGCAAACACGGCGCUCCUGGGUACUGUUCGCGAUUUACACCACUGAAUUUCUCGGGUGAUACAAAAGCAUUCAACUUGCCAGGCAUAGAAAAUGGUACCGUUGGAGGCUCAUUCUUUGGGCAAUCCAGCUUCUCGAAUUUGACCAGGGUUCAAGAAACAUCCCUGGUUAAGGUGACUGAGCUGAUUGAAAAUGAGGAUGAUUUGAAGCUUUAUGCUCCGCUUGGGUGCGGCAUUCAGACGGGUGCUGGCACAAUCACCGAGCUUGGUGCAGCUCGUGCAUCGGAUAAAGUCGCCAUUAUCGGGCUCGGAGGUGUCGGGCUAGCUGCAAUUAUGGCCGCCAAACACAGAGGCUGUCAAACCAUAAUUGGUAUUGACCGGGUUGAAGCUCGCCUAGAGCUGUCCAAGAAACUUGGAGCAACACAUACAAUCAAUACCUCCGUGAUCAAAGAGAGCCUUGAGAAAGCCGUUCGCGACCUCACGGAGCAAAGUGGCACAACCAUCACAGUUGAUGCCACUGGCGUUGUCCCAUUGAUCCAGCAGGGAAUGGAUUUCACGGCGAACCAAGGGAAAAUGAUUCUUCUUGGAGUCGCUCCUAUGGACGCAUCGCUUCAAGUGCCGUUGGUGUCCUUUAUGGUGUCAGGCAAACAACUCCUGGGGAGUAUGGAAGGAGCAGUCCGGCCGAUCGACUAUAUCCCCAGGAUGAUCCAGUGGCACCGGCAAGGAGAUUUCCCGAUCGACAAACUGGUCAGGUUUUACCAGGCGCAAGGGCACGUCAUGGCAACACAAACUAUCCGUGGCAUAUCUGCUGCGGGCAUCCCCACCACGAUGCGCGCAUGGCAAUUUUCAACGACACGAGGUGGGAUCGAGAAGAAUCUGAGGCUGAAUGAAUCGGCACCGGUUCCAGCGCAUGAUGCACAUGCACUGGGCCACGAUAAAGUGUUGGUCAAGAUUAUCGCCGCGGGAAUCAACCCCGUCGACUACAAAUUAGCGGAAUUGCCAAUCAUAGGCCGGUUCCUAUAUCGAAAGAAUGCAACUCCAGGCUCCGAUUUCGCUGGAGUGAUAGCAGCAGCUACUCCAGCAGUGGCGCCUGGACAGAGAAAUGGUUUCAGAGAAGGACAGCUUGUGUUUGGGAGGUUAAGUCAACCUGUCCCUCAUGGCACUUUCGAGGAAUAUGUCGUCCUCAAAAGUGCGGACAUAGCCCAUGUUCCGGAGGGCGUGGAUCCGGUGGACGCCGCUGGCGUUGGAGUCGCUGGGCUGACUGCCUAUCAAUGCAUCCAACCUUUUGUGCGUGCAGGAAGAGGGGACAGAGUGUUCAUUAACGGAGGGAGUGGAGGCACUGGUGUCUGGGGAAUCCAGAUCGCGAAAGCGUUGGGAUGCCACGUCACCACCAGCUGCUCCGGAACGAAUGCCGAGUUCUGCAAAAGCCUUGGAGCGGACGAGGUGAUCGACUACAGGAGCACGAAUAUCGUCGACGCCUUGAAAAAAUCGGUGUCAGGUGCAGAUGGGCAAAAGUUUGCCCUGGCAGUGGACAAUGUUGGCGGUCAAGGAGAGUUGUACUGGCAGAGUCAUCAUUAUCUGUCACCGGGUGCCCGAUACAUUCAGAUUGGAGCUGAGCCAGGGCUGGGUCCGGUUCUUGAUCUCGUGAUGAAGUUGACUUGGCCCGGUUUCUUAGGCGGUGGCAAAAGAAAAUUUGAAAUGUUGACAACGAAAAACAACACAGAGCAGAUGGAGGAAAUCGGGAAGUUACUGCAGCAGAGGAGAGUAAAGGCAGUGUUCCAUGACGGCACUGUCCUAUCCAUGGAGGACGGGGCACUGGCCUUUGCGAAACUGAAAACUCAUAGGGCAAAGGGGAAAAUUGUGAUUAAGGUGAGCAGUGAUUGA
Molecule: messenger RNA, 2205 nt
Organism: Exophiala bonariae
Lineage: Eukaryota; Fungi; Ascomycota; Eurotiomycetes; Chaetothyriales; Herpotrichiellaceae
Exons: 7
Coding region: 1-2205 (734 amino acids)
Molecular function (GO): oxidoreductase activity; zinc ion binding
Source: RefSeq, a predicted model, not a curated record